UUCAAUCGUGCUCUUUGCUGCAACAGUCGUUCUUUCGGGCAGGUCGCGAGCCAUUGAUGAUGUCGGGUACCAUAGGCUAUACUCACCAUUAUGGGACGUAGUGACAUACCAAAGGAUGCAUUUCCAUGCUGACCUGCAUGGCACUUCACGUUUCACGGGCGCAAUACGACCAGAGCUAGACGCUGCAUGGGAGAGUGUGGUCGAAACGAACUUGAUCCUGAUCGACGAGCAAAGCAUGGAUGCUCUCAAAGAGCCCAAGGAGAAUGCAACUAAGCUUGGGGAUAAGUAUUUUGCGGUGGUAGAAGUGUUCCACCAGCUGCACUGCGUCGAUCUCAUCCGCAAGUACAUCCACCGAGACAACUACCCCGAUUACAUGGCAUUUCAGGACCCAGAGAGCACCGUUCUAGCUCAUGUAGAUCACUGCGUGGACCUUAUUCGUCAAGUGAUUCAGUGUAAUGGCGACGUGGGCCUGGUGGUUUUCGAUAAUAUGGGACCAGGGAACGCCCCGCAGCCGAGAUUCUCCAAUAGACAUACCUGUCGGGAUUUUGGGGCGAUACAAAAGUGGGUGAAGGAUCAUAGCUGGGAAGGUCAUUGAGAAUGUUGCAUAUGUUAUGCUGUAUGAUGAUGUUUGUUGGGGUAGUUCGAUGAUUGGUGUAUUCUCCCAGGGGG
Aspergillus steynii IBT 23096 is the source of this 669-nucleotide messenger RNA. Its product is annotated as oxidase ustYa family protein. Gene Ontology annotation, biological process: mycotoxin biosynthetic process. The transcript has 3 exons. NCBI's taxonomy places the organism in Eukaryota, Fungi, Ascomycota, Eurotiomycetes, Eurotiales, Aspergillaceae. The record is from RefSeq and is a predicted model, not a curated record. The coding region runs from base 116 to 595 and encodes 159 amino acids.